AAUUUUCACACGACAUUCGCACACUUCUUAAAGAUUUCGUGCAUACAUAUAGUUUUGACUAUUAUAAAUCGUUUAGUUCGGUACAAAUUAUAAAUAAUUUAUUUGCUGCAGUGCUUUUUAAUAUAUACAAAUAACGAGUUGGAAAAUGUCACAAGUAACUGUUAAGCCAUUGGUAGGGCCUUGUGAACUCGGUGAAGGGCCACAUUGGGACCAUGUAUCACAAAAGCUUUAUUUUGUUGAUAUAGUUGCCAACAAAAUUUAUAGAUUUGAUCCUGUAUCACAAAAUCUUACAUUUGCUUUCAUAGAGAGUGGCACUGUUGGGUUUGUUAUUCCUGUUGCUGGUUCUACCAAUAAGUUUAUAACAACCAGUGGUACAGAUUUUGUUUUGGUUUCUUGGGAUGGAGAAAAAAAUACUACAAAAUGUGCAAUUCAAAUUCUAGUUAGUGCAGAUAGUGAUCGUACAGAGACUAGAUGGAAUGAUGGAAAAGUAGAUGCUGUUGGAAGAUUCUGGGGUGGAACAAUGGCUAAUAUGAAAGAUGGAAUUUUUCCACCAAACAAAGGAUCUCUUUAUUCCAUUGGUACUGAUCUUGUGCUAAAAAAACAAGUGUCUCCUGUAACUAUCAGUAAUGGAUUAGCUUGGACUUCUAAUAAUGAUACAAUGUAUUACAUUGAUUCAAUGACAUAUCAAGUAGUGGCAUAUGAUUACAAUAUUCAAACAGGAGAUAUAUCUAACAAGAGAACCAUAUUUGACCUUCAGAAAAAUAAUAUCCCUGGAAUUCCUGAUGGUAUGACUAUUGAUACAGAUGGGAAUCUUUGGGUAGCUGUUUUUGGUGGAGGUGGUGUACUUCAAAUAAAUCCAAAGACAAGUGAAUUGUUGCGCUUUGUCGAGAUUAACGGUGCCAAGAAUAUAACCAGUGUUGCAUUUGGUGGUCCUGAACUCGAUACCCUAUACGUAACAUCAUCGUGUAUGGAAUUAGAUGAAAAUCAGUUAAAGGAGCAACCAUAUGCUGGUUACUUGUUUGCUAUAACAGGUUUAGGAGCACGUGGAUUUCCCGCAAAUUCAUUCAGAGUACCAGAUAAAUUAAUAUAGAUCUGCGUAUAAAUGAUCGAAGUAUGUACAAGUAUACGAAACAUAUUUUGUUAUAAACAUAUUUUGAUAUUAAAGAGCUACGUUUGUAAUAAUCUUCGCAGAGAAAUAAAUUUUUAUAGCAAACAAUUA
Molecule: messenger RNA, 1219 nt
Organism: Megachile rotundata (alfalfa leafcutting bee)
Lineage: Eukaryota; Metazoa; Arthropoda; Insecta; Hymenoptera; Megachilidae
Biological process (GO): L-ascorbic acid biosynthetic process
Molecular function (GO): calcium ion binding; gluconolactonase activity; enzyme regulator activity
Source: RefSeq, a predicted model, not a curated record